Enhydra lutris kenyoni (northern sea otter) is the source of this 1440-nucleotide messenger RNA. RefSeq names its product geminin coiled-coil domain containing. Gene Ontology annotation, biological process: negative regulation of DNA replication; negative regulation of cell cycle. Gene Ontology annotation, cellular component: nucleus. The transcript is spliced from 8 exons. Bases 1 to 1440 code for a protein of 479 amino acids. Lineage: Eukaryota; Metazoa; Chordata; Mammalia; Carnivora; Mustelidae. The record is from RefSeq and is a predicted model, not a curated record.
AUGCUUAAAUCAGACCUUAAGGAUUUGGAAAAUUUUCCAUCAGUUUAUGAUUUCAGGCAAGACACAGCAGCAUAUUUGCUCGAAGAGUCCUCUACAUACAUAAUAAUAGCUGCUCUUUGUGACUUGGGCUGUGAAUUUGGAGUUUUCAAGGCGACAGUGGCUUUCUCUGACCCUGAUGCCCGGGCCACAGAGUGGACAGUCCACCCCGCCCCGCUCGGGGAGCCGGGUUCGCCCAGUCCCGCCGGCGGCGCGGUCCCCGCCCACCCCAACUCCCCGCCGACCGCGGGCAGAGAGCAGGCAGGGAGCGGGCACCGCGCGGGUUUUGAAGCCGCGCGGCGCACCGGGACGCUGAGCGCCACGGCAGGUCUCACAGGUCUCAAGGUCCCCGCGCGGCCGUCGCCGCUCAGUUUCUGCAGCGCCUUCUUCCACUACAAGAUGAACACUGUUCUGCCUUGCCAAGACCAGUACUUUGUAGGAGGUCAGAGUUAUAAUUGCCCGUAUUCCACUACAACGUCAGAAUCUAGUGUUGACGUUUCCACGGAGACUUGGGUCUCUUUCUGGGCUGCUGGUCUCCUGGACAACAGAGAGCCCCAACAAGCACCACAGGCACUGGAAUCAUCCUGUGACUCCAGUUUCUCUGCUCCUAACUCUUGUUCAUGGGAAGAAGCUCAGCUUUCCUCUCAGCUCUACAGAAACAAGCAGCUCCAAGAUACUCUGGUGCAGAAGGAAGAAGAACUUGCUAGGUUACAUGAAGAGAAUAAUCAUCUCAGACAAUACCUGAAUUCUGCUUUGGUUAAAUGUCUUGAGGACAAGGCCAAGAAAUUGCUGUCAUCAGAUGAGUUCUCCAAAGCAUUUGGACAAUUCAGAAAGGGAAAGAGGAAACCCAAAGAGCAAAGAUACUUUCCUCCUGAGAUCCCCCACCACAAAAAUGCCAAGAGAAACCUCUCUAGUGAAUUUGCUAACUGUGAAGGACAACCUGGGCCCCCUGUGGACCCUUGGGUUCUUCAGACCCUUGGGUUAAAAGACCUCAACACCAUCGAUGACACUUUAUCAGCUAACUACAGUGCCCACUCCUCUCAUCCCAGAAGAAUUGCCAGCACAUUUCCUCCAUUUCUGGAUGAUGCAGUUGAUUAUGAAAAUGUCCCCAGGGAGGAUCUGCCAAUUGACUAUGGAGGCGACCCAGCAACCCCCUCACAUAGCACUGCUGGGCACAGGGAAGAUUUUCACUUCCUUUCUCAACUUUCAAAUCCCCCAGGAGGGCUUCAAACUUCUCCUUACUAUACUUCUGAUGUGUCACCCAAUAAAACAGAGAUGGCCUUUUCCACAUCCCUGAGCCCUCACUGUAAUGUGAAAACUCACUCCUUCCACCAGGGACAAGCCUUUGUUUGUCGAGAUGAGGAGGGAGGCUGGAAGUUUACCUGGGUCCCUAAGCAGUCUUAG